This is a messenger RNA of Dinoponera quadriceps, 6358 nucleotides long. It is a transcript of the gene bs, whose product is annotated as serum response factor homolog. Gene Ontology annotation, molecular function: RNA polymerase II cis-regulatory region sequence-specific DNA binding; protein dimerization activity; DNA-binding transcription factor activity, RNA polymerase II-specific. The transcript has 2 exons. Bases 156 to 1196 code for a protein of 346 amino acids. The record is from RefSeq and is a predicted model, not a curated record. Lineage: Eukaryota; Metazoa; Arthropoda; Insecta; Hymenoptera; Formicidae. Gene Ontology annotation, biological process: positive regulation of transcription by RNA polymerase II.
AGUUCGCGGUGAGCGCUCGUACGGUGCGCUUUGUACUAGUGUGCCGCUCUAGAUGCUCGAUCACGUGGGAGACACUGCGCCGAGUUCCGCACGCGAUUCCGUGCACGCAAAGACGACGAGCGGGCAAGGGAUUAAAUGUGCGCCGCGCGUUCGUAAUGGACAACCCUAGCGGCGGAAGAGACGGUCGGUACGCGAGUCUCGGCUACGGCAGCAUAGGCAUGAUCGGCAGCGAUGCUGGCACGGAAAUUUACGGCCGACCGUCCACCUCUCAGCUCGCGGCAGCUUCUCAAAUAGGCCGCGGUGGCGCCACCAUGAUGGCCGCCGCGACGCCAGGCGUCGGCGUGCAGCGGGGUAUCAAGCGCACCACGUCCGACGUUUGCUACGACGACGGUAACACGGGCCGGCUCUCGCAAGGCAUGCCCGGCAUGCCCGGCGACUGCGUGCCCGACAAUCUCGAAGAGUCCUUCACCAGCCUAGGCCAGCCUAAGAAGUCACCACCCUCGAACGGUAAGAAGACCAAGGGUCGGGUGAAAAUUAAAAUGGAGUACAUCGACAAUAAGCUCAGGCGGUACACCACCUUCUCCAAGAGGAAGACCGGUAUCAUGAAGAAGGCGUACGAACUGUCGACACUGACCGGCACUCAGGUGAUGCUGCUGGUGGCGAGCGAGACCGGCCACGUGUACACGUUCGCGACGCGCAAACUGCAGCCGAUGAUCACGAGCGAGGCCGGCAAAGCGUUGAUCCAGACGUGCCUGAACAGCCCGGACCCGCCGCCGUCGGGCUCGUCCGGCGACCAGAGAAUGUCGGCGACCGGCUUCGAGGAGACCGAGCUGACGUACAACAUCGCCGACGACGAGCAGAAAGUAAGGCAACUGGUGUACGGCUCGCCGCACGGUGGUACGCUGCACGGCGGUUAUCCGACCGGGCCUGGUAGCGGGCCAGCGGGGGGCCCGACGGGGCCCCAUCCGCCGCCGCCGCCACCGCCGCCACCGCCGCCGCCGGGCUCGCAGCACGCGCAGCACGCGCACCUGAUAGCGCACGCUCACGCGGCCUCGCCGAGCUCGCACCUCGUCCCGUGUUCAAGCCCGGGGCCCAUGCUCGCCGCUGGCCCUUAUCAGCAGUCCUGCCCUUCGCCCCUGCCUCCGCAUCACGCCGCCUAUCAUCCCCAUAUGUCGCACUCGCACCCUCAACGGUAGUACGCCGUUCAUUCCGCGUCAAAUCCGAAUACUCACCUCUGAUUAUCGUUUUUACUUGCGAGAGAGUCUGUGCAAUUUAUUCGUACAAAAGCGGAGAAUAAGCACAUCGCUCGAAUUCGCUUUGAUUCGAAAGAACGAAGUGAUCGCCGAAUUCGAGCAACAUUUCAUUCAUGCGGAGUGAAUCUUCCACUCUGUAUCGUCGAAAGAGUGCAAAUAUUCUAAAGAAUGAAUUGUUUACAGGAACAAUCGAUUGAAAAAUUCCCUCGUAUAGAGUCGGAAUUCGCUCUGAGUGAAACAUUCGCAAUUUCGAGUGAAAAUAUCGCCGAACUUUUCACUCAUUUUGAGCGAGAUUUCACCCCGAGAAAUUUAGAGAGAGAGAGAGAGAGAGAGAGAGAGAGAGAAAAUCUAAUUUUCAGGGGAGUGAUCGUCCAGUGGUGUGAUAGCGUUUCGCGGUAAAAUUUCAUCCUUUCGAUCGCAACGAUAUCCUAAACGACGUUAGUUUUUUGCAAUCUAAUCACGUUCUUCUUCUCGGGAUGCGCAACUAUUUUAGCGCUCGCUGACGUGAGGCCACGUAUGGCUUUCGGAUACUUAAAUAUAAUAAUUUCUCUUUCGACGUCGUAUACAUCCACCGACGUAAUUUCCCUUCAGAUCGCUGUGCCCAUCAGCCGCGCGCGCGCGUGUGUGUGUGUGUGUGUGUGCCGUGCGUGCGUGCGUGCGUGCGUGCGUGCGUGCGUGCGCGCGCGUGUGCGUGUGUGUAUGACGGUAGAAAGAGAGUCACGCGUAUGAUGUUUAUUAAAUUGAUAUACGGUGGACGCGGAAGGAAUCGGCAAGUAAGACAACGAUCGAAUAUUCUUCAGAGUCGGUCGUACGUGACGCAUAUACGCCGAUUCCAUGCACAAAUCUAGUCCAUUUGAACACGUACUUAAAUAUUUAACAUGCGCACAUAUCGUGCAUCCGUGUAAUACCAGUCGGCGCGGAUGCGUCGCACGUUUCGAACGACUUUGCGUUUUCUCGUAAAACCGGAAGUAAAUCGCGAAAGGGACGCGGCAUCGUCCAAAUUGAAGGAUGAAUAUGAUAUGUUGGGGGCGACGGAGAUCGCAGUUCGAUCGUUAUCGAUGAUCGACGAGAUCUCGGAGAUGCCUGAUGGAGAUACGAAUCGUGAGACUCGACGGAACGGUCGUCUUUACGGUGAGAGUUCGUUCGUGCGAACUCCAAAGUUCGGUGCGCUCGACGAAAUUGACGGGCGCAUCAACGAGAGUCAUCGUGCAUACAUAACGCUCGUGUUUCGCGAGAAAGAGAGAGAGGUAUAUCUUUUUACCAAUUAAUUAUAUCGUAAGUUAGCCGCAUAGCGUAAUUUGUGCGACGAAUUACUCUGUGGCGAUUCGCGCACGUUAUUAAAUAUUCGUCCGUUCGUUCAACAGCUCUCUCAUUCUUUCUCUCUUGAUUUUCUUUUAUAGAUUUUUUCUCAUUUUUUUUUUUUACUUAACUUAAAUUGUAUUUAUUGAGCCGCGAGGUUGUUGAUAUUUUUUGACGUCGAAUUUUCUUAUUUAUUAGGAGAAUGCAAACGAGGCGUGUACAUAUCGCUCGCAUAAACGAUGUUGAUCACGCAGAUAUUCCUUUCGUAUCAUGUAUAUCUCACGUAUAUAUCGCGUUUGCAUCGCGAGGGAGGAUCGGCGGGUUCCCUGAUACGAUUCUUUGUUUGUGGGAGGCGCUCCAAGAAUUCCCAUUGUCAGAAGUCAGGCAAUAUUUGAUUCCACUUCUUUAUUACACUGAGAGAAAAAAAUAUCUGAAAAAUGAAGAAAUAUUUAUUCGGCGGAUAUUAAUAACAUAUUUAAAUCUCUCUCUAGAUUCUUUGAUUUAAAUAAAGCGAACAAUUGCUUUAACAAAUGUAAAACUAUAGAUUUAAGAAAAUAUAUAUUUCUCUCUCAGUAAAAACAAAAACAGUAAAACAAAAAGUUUUCUCAGUGUAAAAAUGUGUUAUUAGUAUCCACCGAAAUAAAUAUUUUUUAGAUAUUUUGUUCUUCCGGUACACUUAAGGGAGACGUACUUUCCGUAUUGCGAAUAAACCGACAUAAGUGGCGUGGGUGCGAGGCCGGGCGAAACCGGCGGUGCACGCUUGAAAGUUGCGCAUUUUUCCUUGUUGUGUCCAGUUUGUUGUACCUCCCCUUAUCCUCCUCUUCCUCUUGUGCAAAGUGUUGUACCGCAAGUGGCAUGUGUAGUAUCUUGGAUUGCCUUUUUUCGUAGAAUAAGUAGCUAGUAUUUAGACUAUCUUUUAAUUUAAUCCUUCCUGCCGCAUCCGCAUUUCCCCGAUCCUUUACGGAGCGUGACACAUACCAUCCAUCGACAUUGUGCAUGCGUAUGUGUGUAUGUAUUUUUUGUUGAUAUCUGUAUUAUAUCGUGUUUGAAGAGAUGAGCCGACGAGAGCAAGUAAGAGCAAAUGACGGGAAUGGAUAGCCUAGAGAAGGUAGAGCGAUACUUUUUUACAGACUCGAUCAAAUAGAUGUAUGAAAACUGUAAUCUAUCCCCCUCCCCCCGCGUCGACAUUGCAGAGUACAAAUAAUAAUUAUUGAUAAUAUGAUCUUAACGAUAAUCUGCGAGUAAUGCGGCUUUCAUGAUUAGUUUGUAUCGUAAUUUGUGUACAUACAGCGUAACUGUAAAAUACUGUGAUAAUAUUUAUAUAUUUUUACGCUAUACACACGCACACACACACAUACAUACAACCUCCUUCGAUAAUAUAGUCCCUACGAUUACUGUAGUCGGUCUCGAAUCUUAUCAUUUUUGCGCUGAUAGAUUCUCAUUGUGCUCAACAUUAUCACGAUGUCAUGAUGUUUCGCACAAUCGUGAUAACCAGGUACCAGGUAGGUAUCUCCAAAAAUCGCUCGGAAACUUGCAACUAAUUCAAAGAGAAUUUUCACAGCUGAUAUCUUCGUCACUCUCAAGUGGCGACACCCGUUUUCAAAGUUCAAACAUUAGCGGACUGUGUCGACCCACUUUUGACAACUCGAUUCGAGACUCAUAUUCAGAUCAGUGAUCCAGAAACGCACCGUAACGUGCGUCAAGAGAAAGAUAUAUAUAUUUUUUCUUUUCUUUCUGAAAUAAUUAAAAUUCACCCCCUCUCUAAAUUCGUAAAAACGAAACAAAAGAUAUGCGGAGGGAAAAAAACGUGUAAGGUAGGUUUGCGCUCCGAUCGUACGAGAGAGAGAGAGAGAGAGAGAGAGAGAAAAAGCGCCUCGAUUUCUACGUUUAACGUGAUCAUUUCAACGACGACAUCGUGUUGAUGAAAGUAAACUGUUGAAAGGAUUAAAAAUCGUUAAGAGGAAUAUCGUCGCGACAAAUCGAAGAAGCAGAAUGCACCGUUACUUAAUUUCAUUAUGCUUAUGAUGAGCGCUGAUAAUCUUUAUCGCAUGCUCUUCACUAUUUCCGAUAUAUAUAGGGAACGUUAAUAGUAAGAGUAAUUAUUGCACAAGCAUUGUAUCUCCAAAUACAAAACGAUCAUGCGUUUGUAUGUUUUCAUGAUUUCAUUCCGUACACAGGCGCUCUCACAGAGUUUCUCUCGCGGAUGAAGUUCGGUAACGAAUGGCCGAGUCGGAGGGUAAGAAGACUCGACACGUUGUGCAAGCUGCCUCGUAUCCUGCGCGAAGAAAGCCGUACUUCUCACCUUCACACGUCUGCCAUGAUAAGAUCGUUCUACAUUCCGCGCGACAAAAAAGACGUUUCGCUAACGAGCGGGCAAGAUAGCCCACAUCGGCGAUUGGCUAAUUUAACGUAAAAUAUUUUCUAAUCGGUGGUCCAGCAGAAAAACACCGGCCGGUGUGUGCGGCGGGACUCUCUGAAACGAAUCGGUACUCGUCAUUAUGAGGAACAGCUUUUUUGACGCACCGGUCGUUCACCGGAAGCUCGAAGGGGUGUCAGCUCUCCCCUCCUUCCGGCCCACUGAUUUGGUAGAUGGCGCGACUGCUGUCCGGAAGCGCGGAGCUUUCGGUACCGGAGGAGUCUGAGGGAAUCUGAAGGAUAUCCCGGUGAGGUCAAAGCACGAUUUAUGAACUGAAUAAAGCGGCCGUUCGUUCAUCACGGGGUUGCGGACGAAGAAAACGCGCAUCCAGGUGUAUCCACUCUCUCGCCAGCACGGAAAGAGUGCGACAGUGAGGGAAAGAGAGAGAAGGUGAGAGGUAGACGAAAAGAGAGAGAAAAAGUACAGGCCGAAGAGGAGGGAGGCCGCGUAUACGCACGCACGCACGCACGUAUGCGAGCACGGAAGGUGGAAGCGGAGUUCCAUAUACGGUCACCUUUGUCAAAGCCCGGUUGUCGCCAUAUACAGGCAAUGUUCACGAUGGCAGACACUUAUAUAGAGUCCGACUUAAGAGUCAGGAAUGUUGCUUUUUGUCGCACCUUCUCUACUGCACACACACGCUACACUCUCGGUAAACUGCUGCGAACCAGUGUCAUCGUCCAGACGGAACGAGGCUUUCGCGAGCUUUCCAAUCGGUAUAUCUACCACCCUCAGCCACGACGACGCGCUCCGCAUGGAUCAUCUCUUGACCUUCGCUUAGAUCGAACGAUUUAAUUAAUAUGAAGACGCGCGUCCUCUCUUACAUGGGGUCGCGCGGAAAAGCUCGCUUUGACUUCGGAGAUUUACCACGGUGAUAAAAUGUUGCUACCGGUAGUCGAAAGGUGCGCGCACCGAUUAAUGUUGCAAUUAACCAGCAAAUGACGCCGCAAACAGUAGCCAAUCUUGACUAGGGAAGAAGGGAGAAAGUCGUCGAGGGCCGAGCGCCCGUAAAUUCGCGAGAAUCUCCGCGAGAGGAGUCUGCGAGAUGGCCAUAUAAGGAGCGCGAACAAGCUCGCGUAUCUCUUUCUCUUUCUGUCUCUCUCGCUCACUCUACCAGAUAGAUAGGUGGUGGGUAACUGCUCAGUAAACAACAAUAAUAUCACGUUGAUAUUAUAAUUUUCCCAACGUAACAUAUAUCGUUGAGCGAGAAAUUGUAACAUUGAUACACUGUUGCUCGACAGGUAGGUCCACGCGUACGUUUAUAGACAGUUACAUUUCCGUUUGUUGGUACAUUUACUCGUCGUUCGGAUCCUUCACUACGUGAGAAAAAGUGGAUGCGUUCGUCGGUUCUCGGAUCGUCUCACUCGCGCAAUUUUCGGUAAUUUAAGCUACC